This is a messenger RNA of Thermothielavioides terrestris NRRL 8126, 968 nucleotides long. RefSeq lists its product as uncharacterized. Gene Ontology annotation, biological process: purine nucleotide metabolic process. Gene Ontology annotation, cellular component: cytosol. Bases 91 to 681 code for a protein of 196 amino acids. The record is from RefSeq and is a predicted model, not a curated record. NCBI's taxonomy places the organism in Eukaryota, Fungi, Ascomycota, Sordariomycetes, Sordariales, Chaetomiaceae. Gene Ontology annotation, molecular function: GMP kinase activity. The transcript has 4 exons.
CGAUUUUCCUUCCAACUGCAUCCACAGGCAGCAAUGCGGCAUCCACUCGUUCCCUUCACCAACAUCGUUCGCUCGUGCUUUUUCCACGCCAUGGCUCCUGUUCGCGACCCCCGUCCAAUCGUUAUUUCAGGCCCGUCGGGCGUCGGCAAGGGAACCCUCUACAAGCUGCUCUUCCAGCGACACCCCGACACCUUCACCCUCUCCGUCUCGCAUACGACUCGUAGUCCGCGGCCGGGCGAGAAGGAUGGCGUGGACUACCACUUCGUCACCAAGGAGGCCUUCCUGGAGCUGAAGGCCAAGGACGGUUUCGUCGAAAAUGCGCAAUUCGGCGACAACCUCUACGGCACGUCCAAAGCCACGAUCGAGGAGCAGACGGCCAAGGGUAAGACGGUCGUGCUGGACAUCGAGGUCGAGGGCGUGAAGCAGAUCCAGGCGUCGGGCUUCCCGGCCCGGUACGUCUUCAUCGCCCCGCCGUCCGAGGAAGAGCUGGAGAAACGCCUCCGGGGCCGCGGGACCGAGACGGAGGCCUCGAUCCAGAAGCGGCUAGACCGCGCCAAGGUCGAACUGGAGUACGCCAAGGUUCCCGGCGUGCAUGACAAGAUCAUCGUGAACGAUGAUCUGGAGACGGCGUACAAGGAGCUCGAGGAGUUCGUCUUCGCUGCGCCACCGGCGAGCACGUAGGGGUGCAUCACUCUAUUACUUUUUGAUAACUAGACUGCGAUAGAUUUUCCCUUUUUGGGGAGCGCCAUUUGAUCAAGGAUACCCCUUUUUCCCCUGACCUUCUUGGUUUCCGGCUUGGCUUCGGUGUUGGUGUGCACGCCAUUACACAGAGCUCGCCGUCACUCAACCAGACAUGCCGGUCCACAGCGGACAGCAAAACCAUCCAUUGCUCUAAAACGGAGAAAAUAUCUUACGAAAUAUCGUUACAGACAACAUCACUCUCGCGUCGAUCGGAUUCCCUUGGUUAU